Cooperia oncophora is the source of this 594-nucleotide messenger RNA. Lineage: Eukaryota; Metazoa; Nematoda; Chromadorea; Rhabditida; Trichostrongylidae. The record is from the annotation of a GenBank genome assembly.
AUGGCACAAGUGAAACACGACAACAGCUGUAUGCGCGAAUUAGCGCUACUGCUAGGUGUGGAUACAAUGCAAAUGGCAGAUAAGGUGUCAGAGCUUGAAGAAACAGUCUCGAGGAAAAAUAUGAUAGAAAAAGCAGUGAGACCACUUGUUUCAGAUAAAUCAGUGCAGAUUCCACAGCAGAGCACAGCUUCGUCAAGCAACAACUUAACCGGUUUGAGUUCGGAAACGUGGACUGUCACACUACAUUCGAUCCUAUCGCAGCCGCGCAAGCUCGAAAAGACGAACAAGCAGCAGCAGACGCAGAAGGAAUCCCCUUGGACAAUCCCGACAGCAGGGCACCAAGCUAUAGUCGAGGCUUUGUGCAAUAAAUUCAAGGAAAACGAAUCUUCCGCACAGUUAAAUGCCUACAUGAACCUGAAGACGGUACGCAUGGAAGGAAACGUGACAAGCUACUGCCUUGAAUUAGAGAAGAUCACGCAAAGAGCCUAUCCUGGAGCCUCCGAAAAGGAGCUUCGCGCACAAGAGCAUCAGAACUGGUUGCGCAGCUAUCCGAUUGGCCAGAAUAUCUUCAGCUGUACACGGCAAUGGAAUUAG